GAACAUUUGAGCCAUCAUGUCGAUUAACAGGCACAGUGCCAUAUAAGCGUUAGCAAGUUGACCACUGUUUCCUGGACACACAAGUUGGACAGACUGCAUUAUCAAGGAGCGAAAGGAUGGUGGGGGUGGUGUUUCUCCACCCAGACCUGGGUAUAGGUGGUGCAGAGAGGCUGGUGGUGGAUGCAGCUGUAGCUCUACGCUCUCGCGGCUGCAGUGUUCAGAUCUGGACGGCCCACCAUGACCCCACACACUGCUUCUCAGAGACACUGGACCCAGACCUGAACGUGGUUUGUGUGGGUGACUGGUUGCCCACCAGUGUGUUUGGGUACCUUCAUGCCCUGUGUGCCUACCUCAGGAUGAUCUACGUAGCUCUCUACCUGGUCUUCCUCAGUGGAGUAGAGUACGACAUGGUCUUCUGUGAUCAGGUGUCGGUGUGUAUCCCAGUCCUGAGGUUGUCUCGUCAGAGGAAAAAGGUUCUGUUCUACUGUCAUUUCCCAGACCAGCUCCUGACCCAGAGAGGCUCAGCUCUGAAAAAGCUCUACCGCGCCCCCAUAGACAGACUGGAGGAACUCACCACUGGCAUGGCUGAUAUGGUUCUGGUGAACAGUUGUUUCACCGCAGGGGUCUUCAGGGAGACCUUCUGUACCCUGGAUGGGGUCCAGACUGACGUCCUCUACCCCUCCCUCAACACACACAGCUUCGACCAGCCCCCUAAAGAGCAGCUGGAGCAGGGUCUGGGGGGCUUGGUCCCUGAGGGCGUGUCCUGCUUUUUCCUGUCCCUGAACCGCUAUGAGAGGAAGAAGAGCCUGGGUCUGGCCCUGGAGGGCCUCUCUUCCCUGAGGGCCCGCCUCGCCCCGGGGGACCAGGCAAGACUCCACCUGGUGGUGGCAGGGGGGUAUGACGGCCGCGUCGCUGAGAAUGUCCAGCACUACGCUGAGCUGAAGGAGCUAGCGGCACGGCUGGGAGUAGAGGACUCUGUCACCUUCCUGCGCUCUCCUUCAGACAGCCAGAAGGUGGUGCUGUUGCGGGGCAGUGCAGGCGUUCUCUACACGCCCAGCAGAGAGCACUUUGGGAUAGUGCCAGUGGAGGCCAUGUACUGCUGCUGUCCCGUCAUUGCUGUGAGGUCUGGAGGGCCUCUGGAGAGUGUAGGUGACGGGGAGACGGGCUUCCUGUGUGAGCCCACGGCCGAGGCCUUCUCCCUGGCCAUGGAGAAGCUGUUCAGAGACCCCCAGCUCCGCAGAGACAUGGGCCAUGCUGGCAGGAGGCGGGUUCAGGAGAAGUUCUCCCUGGAGGCCUUCUCAGACCAGCUGCAUGGGUACAUCCUCAGGCUGACCCAGUGACACCUCUGUUGAGGCAGAGACCGAGGCUGGGCUGGGGUUGUAGCGUGUUGGGCUAGGGGUGGAGUGUGGUAGCGGAGCAGCUUUCUGUAGAAGUCGCCCUUAAACACAUCUAGGAUCAGUUUACCUUCUCUCAAUCCUAGCCUAAAUCCGAACCAAAGAAUGGAAAACUGACCUGAGAUCAGCAUCUCAUUGGUGCAACUUCAUCCUACUGCAGCUCCAGCCAGGCAGAGGUGGAUGGGCUAGGUAUGUAGGGAUAAAAUAGGGUUACUGGAGGACAGAGACGGGGAGGGGGGGUAAUGUAGAGGUGCGAGGACUGUAGACAAUUAGUCAUUGUUCCCCCAGGAGAGGUUGCUGAGGGAAUGGAGGGAUGGAAUCUCAGCUCCAAUUAACGAAAGAGUAACGAGUUUACCCAUUCUGCCCCGGGGUUUGUCGGAACAAUACCAGCACCGGCCCUCAGUUCCAGAAGUGUGUGUGUGUGUGUGUGUGGGGGUGACCAAGGGCUUAAUGAACAAGAGCUACACAACCACUAGGAUGGAUCUGUAGUGUUAUACUCAUGCUACUGUGUGUGUUUGCGCAUGCCACCGAGCGCCAUUAGCCAGUUGGCAGCCACAGAUCGAUAAGCAGGAUGUUUGCCACUUCCUCUGUCCUCUCAGACCUUAGUUACUUUUCACAAUGAGGGAAUGUUUGGCCUGUACAUUGCUGUUGCUGUCUGUCUCUGGGUUAUUAGGAGAUGUUGCUGUGUGUUGGUUAUUAGGAGAUGUUGCUGUGUGUUGGUUAUUAGGAGUGUGUGUGCUGUAUAGAAGGUCAUGCUGUCUGCUGGCCAGUCUGUGUUGUUACUGGCCUCUAGAAGAGCUCUUAUUGACAUUCCUCAAGUCUCAAUAAAACAGUCAGAGGACACAUAGCUAGUUUACCAACUCUUCUUGUUUUGUUGUCAAGUUCUUUCUUUUUCUCUUUUGUCCCAGACUGUUGUGUAUCAGGCCAGGUAUCCAACACACUCCAAAUCCAACUGUCAUCUACCCACUGCAAAUGCAAUGCCACAGAGAGGGGUGUGUUUGUGAACGCGAGUGUGUGUGUUCAGUCAAUGUUUCAGUGAGCAGAGGAAUUAGCAGGAGAUGAGGAGGGCUGUUACCACGGUGAUUUAGAGACCCUGCUAGGAGGGGAGGAUAAAGAGGCCCUCUGGAACCACCAGGGAGAGAACACACACACUGGAGCCACAGGGAGAGAACACACACACUGGAGCCACGGGGAGAGGAGAGGGUGGGAUGAGGGGGUGGGAGACGAAGUGUGGUGAACGGAUCCCCCAUCCUCCACCUGGGCUAUCAGCAGCUCAUAAACACAGUGAUUUAAAGCAGGAGACUAUCGGGCUUCUGGACACACAGGAGGACUGUGUUCUUCUGUCUCCCCAUCUGUCUGUCUCUCUGACUGUCUGUCUGCCCCUCAAAGCCGUCAAGUCAGUCAGUCCCCCCUCAUCCCUUCCCACCUCCCUCCCUCCUCCACUGAGCCCUGUGGUGGGGUAGUGUAAUUCUGUUAUUGAGACACGGUGUGUCCUGAGCUCCAGUGAUAACCACCGCCCAGGAGCUACCUGCACCCAGGCUUAAUUAAUUAAUGAGACCGCAGGGUUGGUUUUAAAUAGGCUCUAAUUCCACACACACAGACACCAGGAGAGAUCGGGGCGGAGGUUGAAAGAUGUAUAGGUGUCUGUGUGCGUAUGUGUGCUGGGUUUUUAUAGAUGCAUAUGUGUGGCUGGGGGGAGGGGGAAGCAGAGGUGAGAUGUAUAGGUGUGUGUGUGUUUAUUUGUGUAAAUCUGUUUUGUUGGCAGUUUGAGAGCAUGUACCCUCGUUAUUAUAACAUUAAAGAUGAACUCUGUAUUUUUAA
This is a messenger RNA of Coregonus clupeaformis (lake whitefish), 3215 nucleotides long. Its product is annotated as alpha-1,3/1,6-mannosyltransferase ALG2-like. The coding region runs from base 117 to 1340 and encodes 407 amino acids. The transcript is spliced from 5 exons. The record is from RefSeq and is a predicted model, not a curated record. Lineage: Eukaryota; Metazoa; Chordata; Actinopteri; Salmoniformes; Salmonidae. Gene Ontology annotation, molecular function: alpha-1,3-mannosyltransferase activity; GDP-Man:Man(1)GlcNAc(2)-PP-Dol alpha-1,3-mannosyltransferase activity.